GUAGGUGAGAGAAAAGACCGUGGGAAAAUCAUAAUUUCGGUAGUCAGCAUAUAAAAGUAAGGGGUGUAAUUUGCGAAGUUUCAGUACAAGGGAAGUAACUCACCCACAAUGAAGGUAUUAGCGGUAUUUAGCUUGUGCCUGGCAAUUGCCACUGCCCUUCCUUUGCAUGAGGAAGUCGGCGAGGAACAUAUCCCAAUUCCCAACGAGGAGCAGGGAUUCGAGCAGAACUGGCAGCUUGUGCCGGAUGGUGAUGGCCGUUUGCAUCUUGUGAACACUGAUCCCUUCAAUCUGGGUAGCCAGGAUGAACCUGCGCCUUUGUUCAAUGCUGAUGCUGAUACCAUCUUCAUGCUGUUCACCCGCAACAACCGUAAUAGUGGACAUCGUAUCACUCCUGGCAAUGCUGGCACUCUUGGACCGCAUUGGAACGGAGGUCGUCAGACCCGUUUCAUUAUUCACGGUUGGAACAACAAUGGAGGAUCGGAAGUGAAUGUUAAUAUCCGCAAUGCUUAUCUUGACCGGGCUGAUCUCAACGUGAUCGUUGUUGACUGGGGUGGUGGUGCGCAGAACCCGAACUAUGUGACGUCCCGCAACCACAUCACUGCUGUCGGUGCUGCCGUAGCUCGUUUCAUCGAUUUCUUGAACCAGAGCGGAGGCAUGUCCUUCAACAACGUUUACGUUACUGGACACAGUCUCGGAGGUCAUACUGCCGGUAUUGUAGGCAAGCGUGUCACCCGUGGUCGUUUGAACACGGUUGUAGCGUUGGAUCCUGCUCUCCCGCUUUUCUCCAUCAACGAUCCUGGAAACCGUGUUGCGUCAGGAGAUGCCAACUACGUUGAGGUGAUCCACACGAACGGAGGACUGCUCGGUUUCGAUCUACCCAUCGGUCAGGCUGAUUUCUACCCCAACGGUGGUCGCAGCCAGCCUGGAUGUGGUGUUGAUUUGGCAGGUACCUGUGCUCAUAGCCGUGCUCAUCAAUUCUUCGCCGAAUCGGUGCGUCCGGCACAGAGUGGUUUCAACUCUGUCCGUUGCGCGAACUACGAUCAGAUCUUGAACAACAACUGCGUGUCGUCGGGAGCUAACGCUCGUAUGGGUGGAGAGCCUUCCAACGUGGGUCGUGGCGUAAAUGGAGUAUACUUCCUCACCACCAAUGCCCAGAGUCCGUUUGCACGUGGUUGAGAGGUGACAAUGUGAAAAUAAAAAUUAUUCGAAAUACAGAAGCUGAAACAAUUAUUGGAUGAAUUUGAUAUUUAACGAAUC
This is a messenger RNA of Anopheles funestus (African malaria mosquito), 1257 nucleotides long. RefSeq names its product pancreatic triacylglycerol lipase-like. Gene Ontology annotation, molecular function: lipase activity. Gene Ontology annotation, biological process: lipid metabolic process. The coding region runs from base 109 to 1176 and encodes 355 amino acids. NCBI's taxonomy places the organism in Eukaryota, Metazoa, Arthropoda, Insecta, Diptera, Culicidae. The transcript has 2 exons. The record is from RefSeq and is a predicted model, not a curated record.